Microthlaspi erraticum is the source of this 663-nucleotide messenger RNA. The record is from the annotation of a GenBank genome assembly. NCBI's taxonomy places the organism in Eukaryota, Viridiplantae, Streptophyta, Magnoliopsida, Brassicales, Brassicaceae.
AUGCUUCGCGGCAGAGGCUCGUGGGUCGGAUUCUCGACCCGGUUGAAACUUUACGGGAUCCGACGUCUCUGCUCUAAAGGAGAGAAUGGUGGGAACAAACUCGAGAAGACGGAUUCUAGUGUUGCUCAGCACAGCAGCGAGGCUGAAUCUAGUGUUUCUCGAUACAAUGAGACGUACAAGAAGCUCGAUAAGCUCGAUUUCGUUACCGCUGCGAAGAUCUUGUUCUCUGAACCACCGAAGAAGAAUAAAUUUGGAUUUGACUGGCAUGUGGUGCAAUUCAUUAUCGUCUGCUUGCCGUCUUUCGCUGUGUAUCUGGUUGCUCAAUAUGCUCGCCGUAGAAUGAGGAUCAUGGACGCAGAACUUGCAGAGAAGAAAAGGAAAGAAGACGAAAAGAAAGAGAAAGAAGAAGCUGAACAAAAGGCGUUAGUAGAAGAGGCAGCAACCAAGUCUCAAAAAGAGUUGAUGGAGAUGAAAGAGAGAUUGGGAAAAAUGGAAGAGGCAAUAAAAGAGAUUGUUUUGGAGACAAAGAAACCUUCAGGGAAUGCUCCAACCAAAGAAGACCAAUCUACUAAACUCGCUCCAAAAGAAGAUUCCAACAGAAGGGAAAUGUACAGAAAACCGGGUGAGAGUCAAUCCAAUGUGGAUUCGCCUGGACCUCACUAA